GCAAACAUGAAAGCUACUUUUCAACAUGAAUCUCAACACAACUUUGUUGAUUUCAAGUUUAAGUUGAUUUAAUAUUGAUUUAAUAUCAUAUCAUAAUUUCAUCUAAAAUAUACAACGGAGAACAAUAUAUUUAAUGUAUAACAAAGAGGGGAAAAAUAUCGACUAGUGAAAUCGUAGCAUGCAGUGUUUAUAGAGUAUUAGUAGUUUCUUUUCCCUUCCCUCCAGCCCUACAGGUGGCGCUGUGACACUCUCCUCUCAGUGCAGCCCCGACUUUUACAAACGCAGAAAGAAACUCCGGCGGUUGAGAACGGAUCUCAAAACCAGUCCUUUUUUCCUAGAUAGUGCACUUUACUGCUUACAAAACAAUGGCGCCGUGUGCCCUACGGAGUGAACUAAUACACACACUAGUCAUGUGUUUGGAACGCAGACCGGUGCCUCAAUAUUCUGACAUCGGCUACAGCUUAAUCCUGUUAUAUGUUCACUAAUAUAAUAAAGAAAACUGAAUAUAAAGAGGGAAUAAAAUGCAGUCGGAUGACGCGCAGUAUCUAAAACGGAAGGUGAAGCCAGGGAAUAUCGAUGUUCACCCCACUGAGAAGGCUCUGGUGGUCCACUACGAGGUGGAGGCCUGCGUCCUGGGAGAAAAUGGAGACUCGGUACUCGAGGAGCGCAAAGAGUGUCAGAAGAUCAUACGACUGAAGAGUCUCAACACCAGCACAGACAUCUCCUCUCUCGCCAGGAAGGUGGUGGACGAAUGCAAACUCAUCCAUCCGUCCAAAGUGGCCGAGGUUGAACAUCUGCUCUUCUACCUGCAGAACCGCAAGAAGGCCAGCAGUAAAGCAGAGAAAGAGGAGAAGAAGUUGGUGAAACCCCGAGAGCUCACUUCGUUCGAGGGGAUGGAGCUCGACGAGGAGGCCAACAUCAAUAAGAUCGAGGAUUACGUCGAGCUGCUGUAUGAAAAAAUCCCAGAUAAGAUCAGAGGCUCCACCCUCAUCCUCCACCUCGCCCGAAAUCCUGAUAACCUGGAGGAGCUUCUGCAGAACGAAACUGCGCUCGGUGCUCUAGCGAGAGUGUUAAGAGAAGAUUGGAAGCAGAGCAUGGAAUUGGCCACCACCAUUGUUUACGUCUUCUUCUGUUUCUCCAGCUUUUCCCAGUUCCACGGUUUGAUCACGCACUAUAAGAUCGGAGCGUUAUGCAUGAACAUUGUCGAGCACGAGCUGAAGAGAUACGACUUGUGGCAGGAGGAGCUGGAGAAGAAGAGCAAAGCCUGUGAAGCAGAUGCUGAUAACCAGAACCUGAAGAAAGAACAUGAAAAGGCCUAUAAGAAAUACCAGAGUCUUCUAGUGAAGCAGGAGCAGCUGCUGAGAGUGGCUCUGUAUCUGCUCUUGAACCUGGCUGAGGACACGCGCACCGAGCUGAAGAUGAGGAACAAGAACAUCGUGCAGCUUCUGGUCAAGACUCUGGAUCGGGAUAACGAGGAGCUCCUGGUGCUUGUCGUCUCCUUCCUCAAGAAGCUCAGCAUCUUCCUGGAGAACAAGAACGACAUGGCGGAGAUGGACACCAUUGAGAAGCUGGGCCGCUUGGUGCCGUGCGAUCACGACGACCUGCUGAACGUCACACUGCGCCUCCUGCUCAACCUCUCCUUCGACACGGGACUACGAAACAAGAUGGUGAAGGUCGGCCUCCUGCCCAAACUCACCGCCAUGUUGAGCAGUGAGACUCAUAAGCAGAUAGUGAUGUGUAUUCUGUACCACAUCAGCAUGGACGACCAUUCCAAAUCCAUGUUUGCCUACACUGACUGCAUCCCUCAGCUGAUGAAGAUGCUGUUUGAAAACAGAGAGGAGAGAAUCGACUCAGAGCUCAUCUCCUUCUGCAUCAACCUGGCAGCUAACAAGAAAAACGCUCAGAUCAUCUGUGAAGGAAACGGUCUGAAGAUGCUGAUGAAGAGGGCGCUGAAGUUUAAAGACCCGCUGCUUAUGAAGAUGAUCAGGAACAUCUCACAGCACGACGGGCCGCUCAAACAGUUGUUCCUGGAUUAUGUGGGUGAUUUGGCGGCUCAGAUCAGCCCUGAAGAAGACGAGGAGUUUGUGAUCGAGUGUUUGGGCACGUUGGCGAACCUCACCAUCCCUGACCUGGACUGGGAGUUGCUGCUCCGCGAAUACAACCUCGUCCCCUACCUCAAAGAGCGCCUCAAACCUGGUAACACUCACCUCUUGUCCCUGUGUGUGUGUCUGUGUACGUGUGUGUGUGUGUGUGUGUGUGUUAGCUGUUGUAUGAGUGUUAUGGGCAUGUUUGAGCAGUUUACUGGUUCACCCAAGUCCCCAGGCCUGACCUUUGACCUUUGUCCUCUGUGUGUUUUAGGCUCAGCAGAGGACGACCUGAUCCUGGAGGUGGUUAUACUGAUCGGUACUGUGUCCAUGGACGAUUCCUGUGCUGCCAUGUUGGCCAAAUCUGGCAUCAUUCCUGCUCUUAUAGAACUUCUUAACGCCCAGCAGGAAGAUGAUGAGUUUGUGUGCCAGAUUGUGUAUGUUUUCUAUCAGAUGGUUUUCCACCAGGCCACCAGAGAUGUCAUUAUUAAAGACACCCAGGCUCCGGCGUACCUCAUCGACCUCAUGCACGACAAAAACGCAGAGAUCAGGAAAGUGUGCGACAACACGCUGGACAUCAUCGCGGAGUAUGAUGAACAGUGGGGUUGUAAGAUCCAGUGUGAGAAGUUCCGCUGGUUUAACUCUCAGUGGUUGGAGAUGGUGGAGAGCCGAGAGACGGAGACGGAGACGGAGCCAGAGCCAUUCCUCUACGGAGACACAGAGACGCUGGAACCACCGGACCUGUUCUACAGCGCGGAUGGGAUGCCUCCUGAUGCAGGUCUGAGUCCGGACCCGUACACUCAGUAUGGAGACUUCAGCGCAUGCAAUGGAUCGAACGGCCGCCCUGCCACCGCGUACGGGUUUCGCCCAGACGAGCUGUUCUACCACCAAGUCUCCAGCUAGAGGAACACAAUCGCUGCUCAUACCCGCAGUCCAUUUCAACGCCACGCCGAGUCCAGAAUAAGACGUCCAUCUUAUGGAUUUAAAACAUACAGAUUAAGAGGAAUCCAGAAUAAAAAUAUUCAGUUUAAAAGGAGUUCAGACUAAAACAUUCAGAUUAUGAUAUCCAGAUAAAGAAGAGUCCACAUUAAGAUAUCUUGGUAAAAAAAAUAGGAGUUCAGAUUAAAACAUCCAGAUUGAGAUAUUCAAAUGAAAAGAAAAAAAAAAAAGAGUUCAGAAUAAAACGUCCCGAUUAUGAGAAAUCCAGAUUCACAUAUUCAAAUUACAAAAGGAGUUCAGAAUAAAAUGUCCAGAUUAAGAUAUCUGGAUUAUGAGAAAUCCAGAUUAACAUAUUCAAAUGAAAAAAAGGAGUUCAUAAUAAAACGCCCAGAUUAAGAUAUCCGGCUUAUGAGAAAUCCAGAUUCACAUAUUCAAAUUACAAAAGGAGUUCAUAAUAAAACGUCCAGAUUAGGAUAUCCAGAUUAUGAGAAAUCCAGAUUAACAUAUUCAAAAUAACAGGAGAUUAAAACGUCCAGAUUAAGAGGGGUUCCGAUUAACCGAUAAAUCUUCCAGAUAA
Molecule: messenger RNA, 3600 nt
Organism: Ictalurus furcatus (blue catfish)
Lineage: Eukaryota; Metazoa; Chordata; Actinopteri; Siluriformes; Ictaluridae
Gene: kifap3b
Product: kinesin-associated protein 3b
Exons: 19
Coding region: 522-2987 (821 amino acids)
Biological process (GO): cilium organization; microtubule-based movement
Cellular component (GO): axoneme; ciliary transition zone; kinesin II complex
Molecular function (GO): kinesin binding
Source: RefSeq, a predicted model, not a curated record